GAUAGAAAUCACUCCCCGCCGUCUUCAACAGUCAAAGUGCAUCAUAAAGAUGCCAUUUGAAACUUUAACAGUCUCUAAAUGGAGAUCAACGCGGCUCUGUUUCAAAGCUUGAAAUCUUUGAUCCAGCUCAAGAAUGUGCACGCCCGCCUCUUCCGAUUCCACCUUCAUCGAGACCAAUUUAUUCUCAACAUGGUUCUAAAAUCAGCCUUUCACUUCAACCGCCCUGACUACGCCACAGCGUUAUUCAACGAGACGCAGCCCAAUUUCCAUUUAUACCACACCAUGAUUCGUGGGUUUGUUUCAAAAGAUCAUUUUGACGACGCCAUUAAUUUCUUUCACGUAAUGCGCCGCGAGGGAUUUUUGGCCAACAAUUUUAUAUUCACUUUUGUUCUAAAAUCUUGCUUGAAGAACAUGGACACUAAACUUGGUAUGAGCGUCCAUUCACUGAUUGUGAAAGAGGGUUUUGAAUAUGAUUCAUAUGUGAAUACUGGAUUAGUGGGACUGUAUUCAAAAUUGGAGCGUUUGAGUGAUGCGCGGAAAUUGUUCGAUGAAAUGCCUGAGAAAAAUGUGGUCUCGUGGGCUGCGGUUAUGAGCGGGUAUGUUAGCGUUGGGAGGUUCAAGGAGGCUGUUGACUUGUUUAGGGAUUCGUUGGAGGCGGGUUUGAAGCCGGACAGCUAUACACUUGUUAGAGCAUUAUCUGCGUGCAGUCAGCUAGGAGAUUUGGUGGUUGGAGAGUGGAUGCAUAAAUAUGUGGUGGAUGUUGGGAUGGCGAGGAAUGUGUUUGUGAAUACUGCAUUGGUGGAUAUGUAUGCUAAGUGUGGAGAUAUGGAGAAAGCGCGCACCAUCUUUGAUGGGAUGCACGAGAGGGAUAUUGUUACUUGGGGCAUUAUGGUGCAGGGUUACGCGGCCUAUGGUUUCCCAAAGGAGGCUUUGGAAUUAUUCCAUAUGAUGCUGAGAGAGAAUUUGGGGCCGGAUCACUAUGUCAUUGUCGGGGUGCUCUCUGCUUGCGCUAGGCUUGGGGCUUCGGAGCUCGGGGAAAGGGCUUGCAGCAUGAUGGAUAGGAACGAGUUCCUGUGCAAUCCUGUUUUGGGGACUGCCUUGAUUGACAUGUAUGCGAAAUGUGGUAAAAUAGCUCUAGCUUGGGAGGUUUUUCAAGGAAUGAAAACCAAGGAUCUUGUGGUUUUCAAUGCGGUCAUUUCUGGUCUAGCUAUGACUGGCCAUACCAAAACGGCAUUUAGUUGUUUUGGUGUGGUUCAGAAAUGUGGAUGGAAGGGUGACGGGAACACUUUUCUUGGUCUACUAUGUGGAUGUGCUCAUGCCGGUCUUGUUGAGGAUGGGCGGCGUUUUUUCAAUGGAAUCAGUGGCUUAUAUUCUUUGGAUCCUAUUCCUACUAUUGAGCAUUAUGGAAGCAUGGUUGAUCUUCUUGCUCGAGCUGGUUUGUUAAACGAAGCUCAUGAUAUGAUCUUGAGCAUGCCGAUGGAUGCCAACUCCAUAGUCUGGGGAGCUCUGUUGGCUGGAUGUCGGCUGCACAAGAAUACUCGAUUGGCAGAGCAUGUAUUGGAGCGUUUAAUUGAAUUGGAGCCGUGGAACUCAGGGAACUACGUUCUUUUAUCAAAUAUUUACUCAGCUAAUCAGAAAUGGGAUGAAUCGGAGAGCAUUAGGGCAGUGAUGCACGAGCAAGGGAUUCAGAAGAUGCGUGGCUGUAGUUGGAUAGAGGUGGACGGUAUUGUGCACGAGUUUCUGGUUGGAGACACGUCUCAUGCUAUGUCGGGUGAGAUAUAUGGUAAACUCUCCGAGCUGGGUAGAGAGCUAAGAGAAGCUGGUUUUGUGGCUGCCACGGAAUAUGUGCUGUUCGAUAUAGAAGAGGAGGAGAAGGAGCAUUUCUUGGGGUGCCACAGUGAGAAGCUGGCUCUUGCAUUUGGCCUCAUUGCUACGAAAGCAAACUCUGUUAUUCGGAUAGUUAAAAACCUGCGCGUGUGUGGUGAUUGUCAUGCGGCCAUCAAGCUCGUCUCUAGGAUUACUGGGAGGGAAGUUAUUGUUCGUGAUACUAACCGAUUCCAUCAUUUUGUGGAUGGCUCGUGCUCUUGUGGAGAUUAUUGGUGAGAUGAUGCACUUGAAGUUGUGAUUUGAUGAAGAGCAAUGGAGAGGUCUCUGAGAUCUGAAACACAAAAAUUGCAGCGUUGCAGAAGCUGUUUUCCAUAGACGACGCUCCUCCUCAGUCAUCAGGUAAUGAGAAUAUAAGCAACUGGAGAAAAUAUUCAAAGUAUCUCAGAGUCCAAUUCGAAGGCGAGGAAAAACUGUGUUGCAUUUCUCAUAUUUUGCUGCUCACCAUUUGUAGCAGACUUCAUAUUUGAUACAUUAGUAACAGUAUUAUUAUUAUUAUUAUGGUUUUUCGCAUUAUCAACUAAAAUUAACAUUGAUUA
Messenger RNA from Salvia miltiorrhiza (redroot sage), 2423 nucleotides. RefSeq names its product putative pentatricopeptide repeat-containing protein At3g08820. The transcript has 2 exons. The record is from RefSeq and is a predicted model, not a curated record. Gene Ontology annotation, molecular function: protein binding; RNA binding; zinc ion binding. Gene Ontology annotation, biological process: RNA modification. NCBI's taxonomy places the organism in Eukaryota, Viridiplantae, Streptophyta, Magnoliopsida, Lamiales, Lamiaceae. Bases 79 to 2103 code for a protein of 674 amino acids.